Opisthocomus hoazin is the source of this 909-nucleotide messenger RNA. Lineage: Eukaryota; Metazoa; Chordata; Aves; Opisthocomiformes; Opisthocomidae. The record is from RefSeq and is a predicted model, not a curated record.
AUGCCGAAGCGAUGGAAAGUGGAAACAAAUUCCAGCCUUGAUUCAGUCCUGUUGCUGUCAUCUAUAAAUUUACCUGGUGGGGAACUGAGAAGGAGAUCGGUAGAAGAUGAGCUUGCGAUGAGGGACUAUCUGCAGGAAGGGGACCUCAUCAGUGCGGAGGUGCAGUCUGUGUUUUCUGAUGGGGCUGCAUCGCUGCACACCCGGAGUCUGAAAUACGGGAAGCUUGGCCAGGGUGUGCUCGUUCAGGUCUCGCCUUCCCUUGUGAAACGCCAGAAGACUCAUUUCCACGACUUGACCUGUGGUGCAUCUGUGAUCCUCAGCAACAAUGGCUUCAUCUGGAUCUACCCAACUCCAGGGCAGAAGGAUGAAGAGUCAGGGGGCUUUACCACAGACUUAGAGCCAGUUCCCUUGUCUGACCGGGAGGUGAUCUCACGGCUCCGAAACUGCAUUGUGGCUCUCGUUACGCAUAUGUUGAUGCUCUUUGACACCAGCAUCCUGUAUUGCUAUGAAGCGUCCCUUCCUCAUCAGAUCAAGGACAUUCUCAAACCAGAGGUGAUGGAGGAGAUCGUUUUGGAAACGCAACAGAGGCUGCUGGAUCUGGAGGGAUAGGGCACACGGCCAGAAGCAGCCAUUUGAAGUCCCAGCAUGGCAGCUUUUGAUUUUCAGUAUUUUUUUUUUCCAGUGUUCUAGUCCCCAGCAUUCAUUCCACACUUCAGAAACCACCGAAAUUCCUCAUUUUAACUCCUAGGAUACCUCCUGAGCCCUUUUAGUACAGUAGUACUAAAUAGUACUUAAGUACAAUAGCCUUUUGGUGCAGCAGCCUGAAAAAUUGAUGUCUGACCUUUAUGAAGACGCAGAUGCAACUGGGACAUAUCUCAUAGCACUUGUUGCUGUGUCUAGUGCCCCUGA